UCAUCAGGUGGCAUAAGACGGCACGUGUCAAGGUACAACGGCAAGGUCCGACUGAUCAAAAAUGGCGACUAGUGUUGGUGGUGCCAGCAGCUGGUCGGGUAGUAGCGGAGGUAGUAUAUCCUCACAAGGACCCCGCCAACUGACAACUGCUCAACACACAGCACAGGAGGAGCGUCUUGUGGUGGCUGUUCGCGUUCGUCCUAGCCAAGAGGCUACUGAUCGCUGCAUUGAGGUGGUUUCCAGUAGCUCUCUACUCUACGACGAUGGUGGCAAGAGUCGACCGCGACAAUACUCCUACGAUCAUGUAUUUCGAGAGAAUGACACUCAGGAAUAUGUCUACAAGACCACAACAGCUCCACUGGUCAGAGAUGUCUUGAACGGUUAUAAUGCAGCAGUUUUUGCUUAUGGAGCCACAGGUUCGGGCAAAACACACACUAUGCUGGGGCCAGUUCCUCGCAAGAAACCCGCCACAGCAGAUCGACCUCCAGCUACAGCAGCCUCUUCCUAUGAUGGAGACGUCAGCAGUCAUGAUACUGGCCUAAUGGUUCGAGCCAUUGAGGAUAUAUUCGAGCACAUCGAGUCAGCUUCCGCUGACAAUUCGUGUAAGGUGUCCAUAUCGUACUUGGAGAUCUACAAUGAACUUAUACGAGAUUUACUGAAUCCUGGCGGACCGCUCGAGUUGCGCGAAGAUCACCGCGGACAACGCAUCACGGUGGCGGGUUUGUCGGAAAUCACAACCUCUAGUCGCAAAGAGGUAGUCGGUCUUCUAAUGAAGGGCAACAAGUCAAGGACAAUGGAGCCCACGGCCGCAAAUCAAACCUCCUCGCGUAGCCAUGCCCUGCUUAGUAUUACAGUCCAGACGCGAACUCCUCUAGGUACCAAGCAGGGUCGUCUCUUCCUUACCGAUUUGGCUGGCUCAGAGAGAGCCAAGAAGACCAAGAACCGGGGUAAGCGUCUACAAGAAGGAGCCCACAUUAACCGUAGUCUUCUUGCACUGGGCAACUGCAUCAAUGCCUUGUCGGGUGGUGCCCGCUAUGUUAAUUAUCGUGAUUCCAAACUGACGCGUCUGCUGAAAGAAGCUUUAAGUGGCCGUUGCAAGACUGUGAUGAUUGCCCAUGUGGCUCCCGAGGGCAAGCAUCGUGAUGAGACCAAAAACACAUUGGUCUAUGCAGAUCGAGCUAAUAGUAUCACCACCAAACUUCAGAAUUCCGUCUAUUUGGAUGAAUUUAAGGAUUUCCCCACCAAACACUAUCAGAGUCUUGUCUCUGAGCUAAGAGAUGAAGUAUCCCGUCUGCGUACCAAAAUGCUUACCGAUCGUCCGCGAAGUGGUGCUGCUGCUGCAGCGGCGGCGGCAUCCACAUCUCAGCAACAACAUCAACAACAGCAGCCGCCCAAUGAAGAGCAGGAUUCACAAAGGAAAACGGAGCUUCGCUAUCUACGGGAACAGAUCGUUCUAACAUUCAAACAGCAGAUGAAAUUACGACGCAAACUGCUAGAGGCGGAAAGCCAUUUACUUGGUCUGGAAUUGGAUGCCGAGCGUCAGCAUAUGAUCAUCUCACAUUGGCAGGGACGUAUUGGCAAACUGUACGAUGCCAACGGAGAGGAAGACACCGAGUCGGAGGGCUCUGUGGCCUUAAAGAAUGCAUGGGGUGAACUGGCGGCCAUUGAAAAAGAGACACGACGCUAUAAAGAGAUACGGGAAAGAACCGAAAACGAAUUAGAGCAAUGCCGCCAAAAGGGUGUCAAACUGGAGGAUGAAUUACCCGAACGCAUAACCAGCGAUGAGGAGCGUGAAUUACUGGCCCUACUUUGCCGUGUCCAUGAAUUGGAGGCCGAUAAGGUAUCCCUGCAAGCGGAACGUUUAGCCCGACAGGCAGAAUUGCGUCGAAGGGAUCUUCAGCUAUUGCGAGCCGAACGGCAACGACGAUUAUGUGAGGAUAUCAUCAGUUCCCAGCGUAGACUCAUUGAAGAGGGAAACGUUGAUCUGCCGGAUGAAUUGCGCGAACUGUACGGUCUCUAUCAGCAGGAAAUUCAUGCCGGUGUGGUUACACCCAGUACCAGUAGCUAUGAAAAGAAGCUGCCACCCAUUUACACAGCUGGUUCUGAUUCGCCAGGAUCGAGUUCCAGUUCGGAAUGGUCUCCUGUCUCACCAUUGCCACCCAUUGACAUUCAAGUGGAGCAAGUUGAUCGUGUGAUGGGUCCACCUGUUAAUCAACGUCUGCCACGGUUGUCCACAGCGACCAUUGUGCCGGCAGGUGGAAGUAGUGGAGCACGUCGAUCUUCGUUGCGGGCAGCAAAACAUACGCAUCCUUAGGGAAGGCAUUGAAGGUUGUUCGAGGCGAAUCGCUCAGGAAUUGUUGUUUUAACUAAAGGCUAGAAAUUAAAUAUGUGUUUAAUUUAUAAUAA
Molecule: messenger RNA, 2406 nt
Organism: Drosophila willistoni
Lineage: Eukaryota; Metazoa; Arthropoda; Insecta; Diptera; Drosophilidae
Gene: Kif19A
Product: kinesin-like protein KIF19
Exons: 5
Coding region: 62-2314 (750 amino acids)
Biological process (GO): microtubule-based movement
Molecular function (GO): microtubule binding; microtubule motor activity; ATP binding
Source: RefSeq, a predicted model, not a curated record